Messenger RNA from Sitodiplosis mosellana (orange wheat blossom midge), 4358 nucleotides. RefSeq lists its product as uncharacterized. Gene Ontology annotation, cellular component: membrane. Gene Ontology annotation, biological process: sodium ion transmembrane transport. The record is from RefSeq and is a predicted model, not a curated record. Gene Ontology annotation, molecular function: ligand-gated sodium channel activity. The coding region runs from base 833 to 3988 and encodes 1051 amino acids. NCBI's taxonomy places the organism in Eukaryota, Metazoa, Arthropoda, Insecta, Diptera, Cecidomyiidae. The transcript has 15 exons.
CAGUUCGCAUAGAUGAAUGAACCAUUUUGCACGCUGGUUUGUUUACGUUUUAUCCCGAAUAGAAUAUUAUCGAGAGGAAGCUCGGUAGAAGAACGAACAAACGCACAAUUAUACACCAACAACAAAUACACACACACACACACACAUAUAUGAGUGGCAAAGAUUUGCGUCAGCAUCCGUGUAACGGGAGAAUUUUUCAUGUCAAGGACAAAAUUCGAAAAACCAUCUCAACAACGUAUAUGGCAAAUCUCUCUGUUUGAAUUCGACGCAAAUGUCAGUCUUGUUUGGGAAUUCAUAUCGUUUUGUGGCUCCGUGUAUGGCUGGUCCCAUUUUAAAUUCUGGAGAGUAAAAACAAAAACUGCGUUUAUCCGAAAGAAAAAAACGAAAAAGUUUAUUUUUCUAAACAUUUUCUGCAUUCGAAAGCAAUUGCAUUUCUUUGUGAAAUGUCCACAGAAGAUGAUGGUGAUGGUGAUUCAGUGUUUCAAAGACAAAUAACAGCAAUUCUGUUGUGAAAAGAUAGAAAAAAUCUGCCAUUGUGAAGAAAGAGAAGAAAAAAAAACGGUGACGAAGCAAAAUUGAAAAGGAAAAAAAAUUGGUUCAGUGAGUGUGAAAAAAAAAUUGAAACAAUUGCACUAGAAGUAGCAUAAAAGUCAUUGAGGACUUCUUUUUUUGAGACGAGUUAUGCAACUCGGUCUUGACUCGGACUGAACAGCAUCACUACUUCACUGCUCAACCAAUUCCAACUGAAUCCACUCCGUGUUUGGGAUCAAUUUACAGGAAUAUAUUUUUCGUUCUGUGUUUUCUUUGAAAGAAACGACAUACCUGAGCUGCCAUGUCAAAGGGUGUAAGAAAUGGAAAGGAUUUCAAUUUUCAUAAGGAAGUUGAAAAAAGCGGCAAAUACCAAGGUAUAAAACAUCGAAUGGGUGAGAGUCAAGACUCGUUUUUGACACAAGAAACGAUGACGACGUCGGCAACGGCGGCGGACAAAGGUUCGCAAAAAACAUGCUGUCAAUGGAAUCGAAAGACGAUGACGAUAACAACGGCCGUUAGCUUUGCAUUGGUACUAUGUGCGGUGGCGUUGAUAAUACGCUUCCAUGCAAAUGUUCGACCGGAUGAAAAAUAUGCAUCUGUGGGUACAAUACCAUUUCCUGCCGUGACCAUUUGCCCGGGAAUACGAAGCGGUUAUCCAAAGAAUAAUUUUAAUCGUACACUGUUUCUCAUGCAAACCGAAGCACAGCCCAAACUUAGACCGAGAAAGAAAAUUGCACUGGAAACCCUGUUUCAACUAUGCGAUUGGGAUAUAUUUCGGCGGGUACGAAAUUGGGACAUACUCGAACGUUAUGUGGAUGAAGACGAUCAAAUUGAAGCGUUCAACUCGAUUGCAUGCGAUAUCGAUGAAAAUGCCAAAUUUUGUGCAUGGCAUCGACGCACCUCAUGCGAUGAAUACUUUCGACCAAUUAUCACCGACGAAGGACGAUGUUACACAUUUAAUCUGCUGAAUUCCUAUGAAAUAUUCACACAAAGCAUGUCAUUCCCACUGAUUCGUAACUGGAAAAAUAGCCUGAAUUCAUCGUAUUGGACUCGAGAAGUUGGUUACACUGAUACUGAAACGGCAUCCGAAUAUUAUCCCUUCCGUGUAUUCGAUACAGAUUCGAAAAUCUAUCCGUAUCGUGUGUCUGGUGCGGGACCCGAUAAUGCAUUGAAUAUCUCAAUUUAUUUUCCACGCGAUGAAUUGGAUCCUCUAUGUAAUCGGUCGGCACGAGACAUAAAAUUCUAUCUGCAUUCACCUGAUGAACUGCCAGAACCAUCGCAUUACUUCCACAUUCCAAUUGGCAAACGAGUUUCAGUAUCGGUUAAGCCAAAUGUUAUUGUUACAUCGAAUGAUUUGCGAAGUUUUAGCCCAUGGCGACGUCAAUGCUAUUUUAACGAUGAACGCAAAUUGAGAUUCUUUAAAGUUUACACACAACGACACUGCGAAAUUGAAUGUUUGGCCAAUUUCACCAAAUCCAGAUGCGGUUGUGUCAAAUUUUCCAUGCCAAGAGAUAACAAUACACGAAUUUGUGGUGUGGCCAAAAUGCGUUGCUAUCACGAUGCCGAAUGGCGAUUGGCGGAUAAUUUUGGCUGGCAAUCCUCCUAUUUGAAGAAAUGCAAUUGUCUUCCUGCAUGCGCGUCGAUUAAAUAUGAUGUCGAUAUCAAAGCCAAAGGUUUGAAAAUGAAUAAAAAUUUAGUAAAAGGCAAACUCGGUUUCCAAGUUCCAAGGCGUGAAGAAGAAGAGCGAAGUCAGUUAUUGAUUUCAUUCAAGGAUGAAAAGUUUAUACCGAACGUUCGGAUUCAGUACACGGUUUUGGAUUUCCUGAAAAACUUUUAUGUCGUCUUCUUCGUUAUUAUGGCCAUUGUUUUGGUGGUGGUGUUCGAAGCAUUAUUAUACUGUAUUUUUCGAUUGGGUCGUGCAUGGGGCGGACGCAAAGCACAAAAUCGUGAUGGUAAUGAUAGGUACGUUCCUGAAACCGUGUCGAAAGCAGUCAGCAGAGGCAGCGAUUUCGAUUUGAGCGCCGACAACGAUGAACUACGAAACCGGAAGAAGGAACGGUGUCAAUGGUGUGGAAAUCAUAUAAAAACGACCAUUGUUCUGGGCAGUUUGUUUGUUCUCUGUUUGGCUUCAGGUCUUUUAACCCACCUCUUUAUCUACUGGUCAAAAUACUUGGUGAAAGUUCGACCGGAUGACAAAGUCAUGAGCAUUGGAGCCAUCCCAUUCCCUGCUGUUACUAUUUGCCCGGGAACCAGAGCCGGUUAUCCACCACUCAAUUUCACACAUUUACUGCGUUUGAUGCAAGUUUAUCGCGAACCCCAACUUAAACUCGACGAAAAAUAUGCCAUGGAAACAUUAUUCCAAAUUUAUCCGGAGGAUAUUGUUGAUUCGGUACGAAGUCCCGAAUUCCUGGAGCGCUUCAGUCGUGAAGAAUACCAAUUUGGAAUUUUCGGCUUGAUUUCAUCGCGUAUCACAGAGUAUACAAAGGGUUGUAAAUGGCUAAACGAGAAAAUUGCAUGCAAUGCCAAUUUCCGGCCUAUCAUCACCGAGGAGGGAAAAUGCUUCUCAUUCAAUCUGCUGAGCUCUUACGAAAUAUUUACACAAAGUAUGGCAUCGCCACUUGUGCGACGCGCCAGUCGCGAAGACGAUUACGAUGAAAAUGACCGAGAUCCGGAAGCGUAUCCAUACCGUGUACUACGUAAAGGUAUCAACAAUGGUUUGGGCAUAUCCAUUUACUUUGACAAGGAUCUAUUGGACAUUUUCUCACGGCGUUGGGUAUCAGAACCAAAAUUCAUACUUCAUUCACCCGACGAAAUGCCGCGCACAUCAAACUUUUUCCGCAUCCCAAUGGGAAAAGAUGUUAAAGUUUUAAUCAAACCACAAAUGAUCACCACAUCGGAGAAGCUACGCAAUUUCAGCCCAAAGCGGCGACAAUGCGUUUACGAUUCCGAGCGUAAAUUACGUUAUUUCAAGACAUACACACAAAACCAUUGCGAAAUGGAAUGCACGAGUAACUUUACGUACUGGCGUUGCGGCUGCGUCAAAUUCUCGUUGCCAAGAGGUGAAGAGAUGAGUAUUUGCGGUGCAGGUAGAAUGCAUUGCUAUCGCGAAGCUGAAGAUGAAUUGCUCAGAAGAAGCACAUUGGAAGAGUGUAACUGUUUGCCCGCUUGCACAUCCACCGAUUAUAAUGUGGAAAUUUCCGAACGCGAGUUCGACGAAUUCAAUAGAAUAAAUGCAGAUUUGAAUUAUCAAAGACGUGACGAAAACAAAGUGAGUCGCAUCACAAUCUAUUUCAAAGAUGAUCUUUUUAAAACAUUAAGGCGAGAAGAGGCAUUUUAUACGGCCGAAUUUAUUCUUGAAUUUGGUGGUUUGCAUAUUUUGGCAUUGGGUGUUGUUCUACUGUUGUUCAUGUGGUGGAUUGUUCAUUUAGUUGAGCGCAAGCAACGAAACGUCAAUUAAACACUGAUUGGAAACCGAGAAUGAAGCACACAACCAACGAGCGAGCGUCGAGCAAUCGAUGGCAGAGAGCGAGAGCGCACGAGAGAGAGAGAGAGAGAGAGAGAGAGAGAGAAGGCCAAUAUAUAGACAGGAAUACAAGCGAGGUGAACGAAACGAGUUGCAAAUGGAUCAAAUUCACAAUUUAUUUGGAGUUUGUGCGCGUUAAAAUAUAUAUAUGUGUGUGUUGAGCGCUGUUCUUUGUCUACAUUUAGAAUCUACUAUCCGCCUUCUCAGUAGAUGAUUUGAACUCUCACUUGAAUUCCAUUUGAAAAAUUUUAAAGCCAAUAAAUAGAAAUUAACAAUUAAUAAAACACACAAAACAACAACAACA